CUACUAUUACUACUUCGUAGUUAAACUGCAAAGCCAAAUAAUCCUUGGUGCGUGAUGAUUUGAGUGCUGCACUUCCUAUUUUGAUAGUUACCAGUCUUACGCAAACCAUUCAACACCAAGUCCUUUCUUCAACUACAGCUUUGUGUUUGAGUUUGCCCGGAACAUCGUUACCACAAGAGCUGCGGGGGGAUAUUACACGUCAUCAUGCCACCCCAGCAGCGGCGACGGCGCCAGGCUGUCCAGGAUGAUGAAGACGAGGAUAUGCAGCAACAAGCUCUGCAGAGCGAGGACGAUGCCGACAACGACGGUGACACGCGGAUGGACGAUGUGGGGCAUCGAGACGAAAGGAGCCAAAUGAUCAAAAACCUGGUGCGCUAUGCCCUCGCCUGCGAAUACUCGCGAGCGCCAAUUCGGAGAGACGGCAUUAGGGAGAAGGUGCUUGGUCCCAACAAUGGUCGAUUGUUUAAGAAGGUGUUCGCCGGCGCACAAAGGCAAUUGCGGGCGACAUUCGGUAUGGAGAUGGUGGAACUACCCACUAAGGAUAGGAACCUGAUGACAGCGGAGCAAAAGAGAAAAGCCGCCAAAUCGCAAAGUCAGAAAGAACCAAGCUCUAACGCAUACGUUCUCGUCUCCGUUCUCCCGGAGGCCUAUAGAACCCCAGCUAUCAUAACCCCGUCCAAAAUUCAGUCGGCCGAUGGCGAGGCCUCAUAUGUCGCGCUCUACACCAUGAUAAUCGCCAUCAUCACCCUAAGCGGCGGCGAACUGAGCGAACCUCGCCUCCGCAGACACCUGACGCGGCUCAAUGCCGUCGAGAACAUGCCCGGUAUGAAUCCGAAUGAUGGCACUUCACCAAAUGAAAAGACGGAUCUGGUUCUCCAGCGCAUGGUCAAGCAGGGAUACUUGGUGAAAGUGACCGAGUCCAAAGCGAUGGGCGAUGACGACUCGACGACAUGGCAUGUCGGACCACGCGGCAAGGUGGAGGUUGGUCCGGAGGCGAUUGCGGCGUUUGUGCGGACGGUCUACGGCGGAUCCAAUGAUGAGCUCGAGAAAAAGCUGCAAGUGAGCCUCAAGAUUAGGGAACGGAAACCGGGAAUUCCAGAGACGGUCGGCGAAGACGCCGAGGACGCGGACCGGGCGCCGCCUGACGGUGACCCAGGGCCGAGUAAUCGCCGCAGGGGGAGGGGAGACUGAGGUCGAGAAUGAAGACAGCGGGUGGAUCGUUGUAGUCCGAGACGGACAGCUUUGCGGAGUCAGGGUAUCAUCAGGUGUGUAUUGAGUUGCUAUAGGUUUGGGUCUUACUGGUCACCAGCGAGAGCUUGCUGGUUCGCGGAUAGCUGUAAUGUAACCACCGGAGACCUUCUGGCAAGGACCCAUUGACCGCGACGGUCAACCGCAUUGCGGCACACGCAUGCCAUCUCGAUUCCAUCAA
Chaetomium strumarium is the source of this 1429-nucleotide messenger RNA. Its product is annotated as MAGE family-domain-containing protein. Lineage: Eukaryota; Fungi; Ascomycota; Sordariomycetes; Sordariales; Chaetomiaceae. The transcript is spliced from 4 exons. The record is from RefSeq and is a predicted model, not a curated record. Bases 205 to 1191 code for a protein of 328 amino acids. Gene Ontology annotation, cellular component: nucleus. Gene Ontology annotation, biological process: DNA repair.